AUGGCUGCGCUAAGGUUUCUUUUAGGUGGAAUCGAGUCUCUCAUCACGCCCACAUUCGUGCUAAUUAAUGGAAUGUACUACACAAGACGGGAGCAAGCGCUGCGGACUGGAUUCUGGGCCGCAGCUAAUGGCUUUGGGUCUAUGAUUGGUGGUGUCAUUGCGUAUGGUAUGGGACAAGUAAACGCAGGUCUACCAGGGUGGAAAUGGAUUUUCAUUCUCAACGGACUUAUCACCGUUAUUUGGGGCACCUUCGUAUUCUUUUUCCUUCCCACCUCACCUAUGAAGGCACGUUUCUUGACCGAGAAUGAACGAGUUUUGGCUGUCCACCGGAUCCGAACUAACAACACGGGAAUUCUGAAUCGUAAUUUCAAAUGGAAGCAGGUCAGAGAGGCUCUGAAUCCUUUCGAGGAUCCACAGGGGCUCCUCCUCUUUCUCAUUAUUUUCUGUAACGAAGUUCUCAAUGGUGGCUUUGGCGCGUUUGGGACGCUUGUCAUCAAGUCAUUCGGCUUCAAUUCCCUGCAGUCUACGCUAAUUUAUAUUCCACAAGGCUUUAUCAACAUGAAUGACCGCCGCGAUAAGCAGCUUGCCGAGGGCCAGCUGCAGAAUGCUCCUGAAGACGAAUUCGCCGACAAGACAGACAUAGAGCUACCAGGAUUCCGAUACGUGCUGUGA
Messenger RNA from Phaeoacremonium minimum UCRPA7, 672 nucleotides. Its product is annotated as putative allantoate permease protein. NCBI's taxonomy places the organism in Eukaryota, Fungi, Ascomycota, Sordariomycetes, Togniniales, Togniniaceae. Gene Ontology annotation, cellular component: membrane. The transcript is spliced from 10 exons. Gene Ontology annotation, biological process: transmembrane transport. The record is from RefSeq and is a predicted model, not a curated record. The coding region runs from base 1 to 672 and encodes 223 amino acids. Gene Ontology annotation, molecular function: transmembrane transporter activity.